Plectropomus leopardus (leopard coralgrouper) is the source of this 1843-nucleotide messenger RNA. RefSeq names its product interferon gamma receptor 2 (gene ifngr2). Lineage: Eukaryota; Metazoa; Chordata; Actinopteri; Perciformes; Serranidae. Gene Ontology annotation, cellular component: plasma membrane. Gene Ontology annotation, biological process: cytokine-mediated signaling pathway. Gene Ontology annotation, molecular function: protein binding; cytokine receptor activity. The record is from RefSeq and is a predicted model, not a curated record.
UCCAUGGGGUAACUUUCCAAACUGUCGACAAUCCAGAUUUGGGGAAGUGUCAGACAUGUUGUGGCUGUUGAACAGACAGAUAAUGGCUGCUGUGGGGACAGAUGUGUUCGCGAACUCGUCGCUCUCUGUGAAAUGACGCUGUCACCAUGCUCCCCGCUGUCCUGUGCCUUUUAGCUGUCGUCCAAGUGCUGUCUGAGGCGCCACCAGCACCGCCCCAGAACAUCCAUGUUGAUAACUGGCUGCUGACGUGGACUCCUGCCACUGAGGAGGAAGAUAUUACCUACACUGUUCAGUACCGCAGCUUUGACAGCCGCGUGUGGGCAGAUGUGCUGGCCUGCGUCCAUAUAUCUUUAAAUUCCUGUGAUGUCAGCUCCACUAAAGCCUUUGGCGAGCACGGCUGUGUUAUGCUGCGUGUGCGAGCAGAGAAAGGACGCAGGCUGACCUCCACACCAGUCAAAGCCUGCAGCAGACAUGGUGACUCCUGUACUCCUGACUUCAGUCUGACUACAGGGCCUGGCUCGUUGACUGUACAUUUGAGCACCAACAACAGUUUAACUCUGGAACAUGGAGACCAUGCAAAACACAGGGUUUACCACGGCAAGGAAGGAGAGCCCCUGCAGUCGUAUAAAGAUGCUGUGGCCUCAGUGACCCUCCGUGAGCUGCAGGAGGGACGGCGGUACUGUACAAAGGUGCAGUUUAUCUACUUCGAUAAGCCCGUCGGAUUGGCCAGCUGUACACAGUGUGAGCUCAUCCCAGAGUCAAAAAAAGACUUCAAAGUAAUAGAGACGGUAGUGGCUGUGGUGCUUGUCGUCGUCCUCCUGCUCGGUGUGUCCAUGGCGUACAUCUUCAUCUUCCAACGAGGGAAAAUCAAACGGUGGCUGCGACCUCCGUGCAAGAUCCCUGACGAUUUCCUGCUCAAGCCCUUUCCAGAGCACCACCUCUCCACCCCCACCAGCAGCCCCACUCAGGAGCACUAUGACGUCAUUUCCUGCAUUUCCCCGAAGGAGUCCAUGGAAUGAAAGGAGCAUCUCCUUCACUACACCUCCUCUCUGUGGCUUCCCCAUUCUGCUGCUGUGAGACCACAACUGUCCACUGAGCCGUCCAGAGACACUCUGCAACCUGCCGUCCCGACUCUUCUCCCCUUACACUGUGCUGAGACGGAUUUAGACUCACGAUAAGUGGCAACUUUUAAGUCAGAACUUAACUGCUGAGAAGAGGAAGUCUAAAUGGAUGUAGAUUUAGUUUUCAGUGAAAACACUCAAGCACUCUCCAGACCACUCGAGCUAAUAAGCUCCACAGCGAGUUAUUAUCCCCACUUGCAUUUUAAAAUGGCUGCCAGGGUUCCUGGAAAUGGCAGUCAUAGCAAAAACUGAGGUGAAAAGUUAAGACAUUUUUUGUGUGUGCGGAGGCCACAGUGAACAUACAUGAGCUGGUAAGAGACAGUUAAUCCCACAGAAAGACAGCAGUCCCACAGAGCAGCCUCACUCCACCUACUCCUCUGUUUGACACUAGAUUUAGGAAAGAUCCCCACAGGUCUUAAAAUGAUGAAAUAGUGUCUUAAUGUUUGUAAGUGAUAUUUUUGCUCAUUAGAAAGUGUAUCACUCACAUUUCUACGCACUUUUAUAACAUUAGGCGGGUUUCCAUUACAGAUUUGUGCAAAACUAAAGCAAUAGUUGUGUGAGUUGCGAGUUAUGGAGCGAUAAUGGAAAGGCGAGUUCCUCAUACGUGGGAAGGGUCACGUAAGAGGGAUUUGGGAGGUGAUGAUCCACCCAACUUUUGAAGAGUUAUGUGAUGUGAUAACACCUCUCGUAGCUCCUGCUGCAUCAUGAGGGAGCCAGCUCAU